CUUCACAUAUACUUCCAGGUCCAAUAUGUCGGCUUGUAUAUGGUAGCACUGCAGAAAAAAGGAGCUGAAAACAACUGCAGAAAUCUGCAACAAAGCUGGAUCCCACCACGGAAGAAACUUGUAGCAUGGACAUAGCGGAGCCAGCAGAGGACGAGGAGCAGCCGCUGGAGCCCCGGCCAUACGCUCGCUCUAACCCAGAGGGUGCUGAAGACAGGGGCGCUCCACUCCAGCCAGGGGUCGGCAGUCGCAGCGAGGGGGAAGGUGAGGCUGCUCAAGCUGAAGAUGUGCAACUGCCAGCUGCUGCUCCCCCAAGCUGCACCCCUCCACCACCUCUGGAGUUCCAGGUCAAGACCCCCAGAGUGAACUGCCCAGAAAAAGUGAUUAUUUGUCUGGAUUUGGCAGAAGAAAUGGCCUCUCAAAAGCUGGAAUCAUUUAAUGGAUCCAAAGCAAAUGCUCUCAACUCUUCCCAGAAAAUGAUAGAGAUGUUUGUCCGGACCAAGCACAAGAUAGAUAAGAGACAUGAGUUUGCCCUGGUUGUGGCAAAUAACGAGGCCUUGUGGCUCUCCGGAUUCACCUCUGAUCCCCGUGAACUUUGCAGCUGUCUCUAUGAUCUGGAGACCAACAUCUGCGAGUCCUUCAAUUUGGAAGGACUCUUUAACCUAAUACAACAAAGAACAGAUUUUCCAGUUACAGAUAAUGUGCAGACUAUACCUCCUCCAUACGUAGUGAGGACUAUCCUGAUCUACAGCCGUCCAGCCUCUCAGCCACCUCUCGCAUUCACAGAAGGCAUGAAGAAAAUGCUACAGUGCCCUUACUUUUUCUUUGAUGUAAUUUAUAUACACAAUGGAUCUGAAGAUGAGGAACUCAGCUGGAAGAAUGUCUUUGGAUUCUUCAGCAGUUUGGACAGUAAGGGCACCAGUUAUAAAUAUGAAGUCUCGAUAACAGGUCCAGCAAUUGAGCUCCAUAACUGUAUGGCGAGGCUGCUCGCUCACCCUCUCCAGCGACCAUUCCAAAGUCACGCGGCCUACAGUCUGCUGGAUGAGGAAGAGGAGAAGCCAGAGGGAGAAGUAACCGUCUGAUGAAAGUUCUCUCUGCAUUUGCCAUAACUCUAUUAAUAUCAUUCAAGAUGAUUAAAAUGAUUUUUUUUA
Messenger RNA from Bombina bombina (fire-bellied toad), 1148 nucleotides. RefSeq names its product BRISC and BRCA1 A complex member 1 (gene BABAM1). The transcript has 9 exons. Gene Ontology annotation, biological process: protein K63-linked deubiquitination; mitotic G2 DNA damage checkpoint signaling; double-strand break repair. The record is from RefSeq and is a predicted model, not a curated record. The coding region runs from base 126 to 1079 and encodes 317 amino acids. Lineage: Eukaryota; Metazoa; Chordata; Amphibia; Anura; Bombinatoridae. Gene Ontology annotation, cellular component: nuclear body; BRISC complex; BRCA1-A complex.